AUGCAUGCAAUCUGGUCAAGAGCCUCCCAGGCAAAUGGCUCUCACUGUCGGACAUGCCUCCAGGCAACCAACGUCCUAAUUCGGCGAGCGGGAUCUGCCCCGAGUCGUCGCAAGGUCCGCAUGAGCGAUGCCUUCACGGCCUUCUACACCACCAUUAUGGCCACCGCCGCGGUCCUGGAUGCAAAAUACAAGGACCAGCGCAGGAAGGAGCUGGAUCGGAAAAUUAGCGAGGCAAAGGAUGGCUUAGCGGAGCUCAUGGAGGCGCCAGCGGCUCACGAGCUGGCCCAAGCAGCAGACGCCCGUUUCACAGCCCCGUAUCCUGCUGCUGCACGACAACAACUUGACACACUCGAGGUAUUGAACUCGAUCUGCCUUAAGCCAGAGGUUUUGCUUCAAGAAAGGGUAAAGGCAGACCACCGCCGAUAUAGGCGGGAGUUUCUGGAGAGGGGUCUGGGUCUCCCCAAGGAGAAAAUCUGGUGGACGACACCUCCGCGGAUGAUGGAGGUCGAAGAGUUCCUAGCAAUUGAAGAAUCACGACCCGAAAUCCCGCAGCGGGAACCUUCCAGCUCCGUUCAGAUCGAGAGAAUGACCGAGAUGAUCGACGAUUUGGUGGACCGGCUCCUGGUCGAGGCAUACCGGGACGAGCGCGAUGAGGUCUCCCAAGCUCCAAUUAGCUUGGACUCCGGUUGGAACGCUAUCCGGAUGCUCCGAUCCGACGGUUAUCCUCGUUAUGGCGAUCCUUCGAUAAAUUUCGAGUUCAGCACAGAAUCAAGACACGGAUUAAACGCCGUCAACAGGAAGAUCAUGGCGGAUUGGGACGCCCUGCGCAAGGCUAAACCGAUGGCUGAAAGGGAAUACAAGGCUCGCAGGGAGCAUUUUAUCGCCAAGAUUUGUUACAACGUCCUCAUUUCCCCUGUUCCGCCAGGCAUUCAUAACUAUAAUGCCCUGAUUUCAGGGUUCUCGCGGAUCGGGGAGUCUUGUCUAGCACAGGCUGUCGUGGACUCGUUCCUUUUCAAGAGCCACCUGAGGCCGACGCAGAUGACAUUAGUGUCUCUACUUCACCACUACCGGCUGAAGAAGGACAUUGUUGGCUUUUAUAGCAUUGUUCGCCGGCUGACUGGCCACGACCCCCGAGGAAUCGGCCUUCGUCGCAGAACGCAAGAAGACGUCGAAUCGUAUCACGUCUUGUGGAAGUGGGCGCAAGAAUCAGAUGUGGCCGUCGUUGAUGGCUUCGUCAUCGAGCGAGCAACUUUGGAUCGGCAGCUCUUGGAGGCUCUGCUGGACGGUCUUAUUGACUUCAACCAAACCCGGCAGGCGGCACAGGUACUCGUUGCCUGUAUGCGAGACGGUUGGACGAUUGGCUCCCGGUACCUCUUCCGGGUCGUCUGGAUGUGUGUCUCCCAUCUAGACCGACGUGCCGCAAAGACAUUGGUACGGGGCUUCGUUCACAGCAUCGACGAAGUUCUCUCGUUUAUCCUC
Molecule: messenger RNA, 1479 nt
Organism: Phialemonium atrogriseum
Lineage: Eukaryota; Fungi; Ascomycota; Sordariomycetes; Cephalothecales; Cephalothecaceae
Exons: 1
Source: RefSeq, a predicted model, not a curated record